UUUUUUUCAACAAUCUCUGGAUACUUAGUGCUGAGCUGGUAAAGUAAAGAACAGUCUGACAUUGAAAGUUGGCGGAGUGGCCCUCAGGAUGUCAGGAUCAUUGCAUCUGAUGCACAAGCAGCAGGAGCAUCAUCACAAGGAGCAGCAGCAGCAGCAGCACUAUGAGAGCAGCUAUUACCUCAGCACCAGGUCAUCUGUUAGCAAGAAGUCUUACUCGUCUCAAAAGAGCAGCCAUGGCGUGAAGGUUACUGUGCAGACAAAGAAGGGGCAGAAGGAGGUCGAAUUGAGUCCACUACCCAAGAGAGCCAAGCGCCCCUACCUGGCCAUGGACACAGACAACGAAAUCAUCGGCUAUGUCGUUCCCGUAUUUAGAGCCAAUCAUGAAGCAGUCCGGGGUCUGAUGGAGGCCCAGCACGAGGAGGUGAGAGAGGAGGGCGUUAACUAUGUGGCCAUGAGGAACCUGUUUAUCAGGGAGGCCAGGGAGGCCAUGGAGGUCAAGGUGGAAAAGAAAACGAGGAAGAGGCACGUCAUCGAAUCUGUUGAACGAAUGGCACUGGGCAGGACGUUGGAUGAGUGGACAGAGUUCCGCAAGAAAAUGAACCCCGACUGUCUGACCCACCGUCCCGAGUUUGUUGUGAAGCCCCGUGGACAGACUGUCUGGGAAGGCAAGAACGUUACACUGCACUGCACCGUGGCCGGGUGGCCCAAACCCAGGAUCGCCUGGUACAAAAACAACUUGCUGAUUGAUGCCAAGGCCCACUCUGAGAAGUACACAGUGGAGAGCAAUUACAACAUGCACUCCCUGGAGAUCAAGAACUGUGAUUUCUUUGACACUGCCCAGUAUCAUGCCUCUGUCCUCAACGUGAAGGGGGAGGUGUCUUGUGCGGCCACUGUUGUUGUUAAAAGGUUCCAAGACGGUGAGAUACCAGGCCCUUUUGAUCCUAAACCACAUGGUUUCAGCCCUGAGCACGGUGUUACCUUUGAGACCACCAUCCUUGACAAAUUCGAAGUGGCCUUCGGCAAUGAGGGCGAGACAUUGAGCGUGGGCUGCACUGUCAUCAUUUAUCCCACCAUCAAGCAAUACCAGCCUGAGGUCGUGUGGUACAGAGACUCUGUGGCCUUGAAGCCCUCCAAGUGGGUGCACACCCACUGGAGCGGGGACCGUGCCACCCUGACUCUUGUCCACCUCAACAAGGAAGAUGAGGGCAUGUACACCCUGCGUGUCAACACCAAAUCUGGCUUUGACACCUACUCUGCAUAUGUGUUUGUCAGAGAUGCCGAAGUGGAGAUGGAGGGGGUUCCCGUGGCCCCCCUAGAUGUGCAUUGUCAUGAUGCCAACAAGGACUAUGUGGUGGUAACCUGGAAGCAGCCAGCGGUGGAGGGCAGCAGCUCCAUCCUUGGAUAUUACAUUGAUAGGUGUGAAGUGGGAACCCACCACUGGGCACAGUGUAACGAUUCCCCUGUCAAGUAUGCCCGCUUCCCUGUCACAGGGCUGGUGGAGGGCCGUUCUUACGUCUUCAGGGUGCGGGCUCUGAACAGGGCAGGAGUCAGCCGUCCCUCCCGUGUCUCUGAGCCCAUCGUAGCCAUGGAUCCCUCUGACAGGGCUCGCCUCAGAGCUGGACCCUCAGCUCCUUGGACUGGGAUGAUCAAAUUCACAGAGGAGGAUCCCACCGUCGGUGUGAUCCCUGGAGAGCCCAGUGAUGUUGUGGUUACCGAGGCAACCAAGAGCUAUGUGGUGCUGGGCUGGAAGCCCCCUAUCCAGAGAGGCCACGAGGGGGUCAUGUAUUACAUUGAGAAGUGUAUUGAAGGAACAGACCAGUGGCAGAGGGUCAACACAGGUAUGCCAGUCAAGUCUCCCCGCUAUGCCCUGUUUGACCUGGCAGAAGGCAAAGCCUACAGCUUCCGUGUGCGCUGCUGUAACUCCGCCGGUGUGGGGGAGCCCUCUGCGCCCACGGAAGACAUCACUGUCGGAGACAAACUCGAGCUGCCCUCUGCCCCAGGCAGUGUAGUGGUCACCAGGAACACUGACACCUCAGUGGUGAUCUUCUGGGAGGCAUCUAAGGAAGUUAAACACCUGGUUGGCUACUAUAUUGAAUGUUGUGUGGUGGGCACUGACGUCUGGGAGCCUUGCAACAACAAGCCUGUCAAGAAGACCAGGUUUGUGUGCCAUGGCCUGAGUACCGGGGUAAACUACAUUUUCAGGGUGAAAGCCAUCAACGCUGCUGGAUACAGCCAGAGCUCCCCUGAGUCUGAAGCUGUGGUUGUGAAGCAUGCCGUCGCCGUCCCUGAUAAUGUCACUGGUGUGACCCUGCUGGAGGCUGCCAAGGACUACAUGAUGCUGGGCUGGAAGGAGCCUGCCCACAAUGGAGGCGCCGAUGUCCGAGGCUACUUUUUGGACUACAGGACAGUGAAAGGAGGAGUGGUUGGAAAAUGGCAUGAAAUGAACCUGCAGGCAGUGACCAGCACCUCCUAUAAAGCGGAGAACCUGAAGGAGAACGUCUUCUACCAGUUCCAGGUGCGCGCUAUGAACAUGGCAGGUGUGAGCAAACCAUCUUCACCCAGUGUCGCUCUGGAGUGCAAGGAAUGGACCAUCACCGUGCCAGGGCCUCCAACUGGUCUUCAUGUGCUGGAGGUCCGGGACACCUCUGCCGUGGUCCUGUGGGAGCCACCAGUGUUUGAUGGCCGCUCCCCUGUCAACGGAUACUAUCUGGACCUUAAGGAGGCCUCGGCUGGAGAUGAAGGCUGGAAGGCCGUCCAUGAGAAGGUCAACAAGCUGAAGUACAUGAAGGUGACCAGUCUCAAGGCUGGUGCAUCCUACGUCUUCCGUCUGCGUGCUCAAAAUCUUGCUGGCGUUGGAAAGCCCUCAGCAGUCUUAGGUCCAAUCCUGGCCCAGACUCGCCCUGGUACCCAUGAGAUUGUUGUGGAUGUUGAUGAUGAUGGUGUGAUCUCUAUGAUCUUCGAGUGCUCCGAGAUGGCCGAGGGCUCCGAAUUUAUUUGGUCCAAGAACUACCAGGCUAUCACCGACACCUCUCGCCUGACCAUUGUCAAUGAACGGGGCAAAUCCAGAGCUAUCUUCAAUGAUCCCUCCCUGGAGGAUCUCGGCACCUUCUCCUGUGUGGUCACCAACACCGACGGCAUCUCCUCCAGCUACACACUCACUGAGGAGGGUCUCAAACGUCUUCUGGAUAUCAGCCACGACCACAAAUUCCCUGUUAUUCCCUUCAAGACUGACAUGGCCAUUGACUUGCUUGAGAAGGGUUGUGUUCGAAUCUGGACCCAGGUGGAGAAGUUCACCUCUGCCUGCCAAGUGGAGUAUGUUUUCAACGAUGCCAUCAUUACUCAGGGAAAGAAAUAUACAAUGAACUUUGACAAGAGCACCGGCAUCAUUGAGAUGUUCAUGGACUCUCUGGAGGUCACUGAUGAGGGAACUUUCACCUUUAACCUGGUGGAUGGCAAGGCCAAGGGCACAAUCAGUCUGGUGCUCAUUGGAGAAGAGUUCAGGGAGCUGCAGAAGAAAUCUGAAUUCGAGAGGGCAGAAUGGGUCAGGAAACAAGGUCCUCACUUCGUUGAGUACCUUGACUUCGCUGUUACUCCCGAGUGUGAUGUGCUGCUGAAGUGCAAGAUAGGAAACGUCAAACCAGAGACAGAGAUUUUCUGGUACAAGGACGGCAACGAGAUCGCAGAGGAAGAUGAGGAGGCCAACAAAAUCGGAAGACAGAACGGCUCGCUGACCUUCAACAUUGGAAAGAUCUCCAAGAAGGACGCAGGCAUCUACGAGGUCGAGCUGAGGGAUGAGAGAGGCAAAGAUAAGAGCAUGUUUAAUCUCACCGAUGCAGGCUACCAGGCUGUCAUGAAUGAGCUGUUCAGAGUUAUUGCCAACUCCUCCACUGAAAUCAAAGUGCUCAGUACCGAGCACGGCAUCGUGCUCCACUCCUUUGUCACAUAUUACACUGAAGAACAGCGCGUCGGCUGGCUCCACAAAGAUGCAAAGAUUGCCACCUCCGAGAGAGUUAAGGCUGGAGUCACAGGCGAGCAGCUUUGGCUUAAGAUCAAUGAGCCCACCGAGAAGGACAAGGGCAAAUACACCAUGGACAUCUUUGAUGGCAAGGACGGCGUUAAGAGGGUCUUUGAUCUCUCUGGCAAGGCAUGGGAAGAGGCAUUCGAAGAAUUCCAGAGGCUGAAGGCGGCAGCCAUCGCAGAGAGAAACCGUGCUCGUGUCAUUGGAGGCUUGCCAGAUGUGGUUGCAAUCCAGGAGGGCAAGUCCCUGAACCUGACUGGCAACGUCUGGGGCGACCCUGUACCUGAGGUGAGCUGGGUGAAGAACGAGAGGGAACUGUUGCCUGAUGACCACUAUUCGCUCAAGUUUGAACACGGCAAGUUUGCCAGCAUCACCAUUGCUGCCGUCACCACGGCUGACUCUGGCAAAUACGCCCUGCUGGUCAAGAACAAGUACGGAACGGAGGCCGGCGAGUUCACCGUCAGCGUCUACAUCCCAGAAGACGAGGAAAGCAAGGAGGAGGGCAAGGAGUAAAGGACGAUGCAAUGUAACGAGAGAAAGCAGGAAAGAUGAAUGGCUGGGCUAUCUUCAAAGCAUUUACCCCCCUGCAUACCUGUGUACCUAAGCAGUCUAAAUAAAUGAUGAAUCUGGGGAGAAAAUGACAACGCUUCCUUCUGCCUCUUACAUGUGCUGGGCUAAAGAGCUUUGGGCAUUGCUGGUCAUGGAUGCAAACAAGGAUGGUGGUGCGGAGAGGGUAUUUGUGUGCUUGUAGUUGCUUGAAAUGUCUUCUGUCACUUUGGGCUGCCGUCAGCAGUUUAUGUGUAACCAUGGGAGAUGGUUUCGGACUUUAAUCUUUGUUAAACAUAAAAGCAAACAUGUUGCUGUUGUUGCGGCAGCUGUCAUGUUAAAAUAUUACAGUAUAACAUUUGGGUAACCUCUCAAACCAAAUCGACCCUAUUGU
Messenger RNA from Myripristis murdjan (pinecone soldierfish), 4958 nucleotides. RefSeq names its product myomesin 1a (skelemin) (gene myom1a). NCBI's taxonomy places the organism in Eukaryota, Metazoa, Chordata, Actinopteri, Holocentriformes, Holocentridae. Gene Ontology annotation, biological process: sarcomere organization. Gene Ontology annotation, cellular component: M band. Gene Ontology annotation, molecular function: kinase binding. The transcript has 37 exons. The coding region runs from base 89 to 4531 and encodes 1480 amino acids. The record is from RefSeq and is a predicted model, not a curated record.